Messenger RNA from Ictidomys tridecemlineatus (thirteen-lined ground squirrel), 891 nucleotides. The record is from RefSeq and is a predicted model, not a curated record. NCBI's taxonomy places the organism in Eukaryota, Metazoa, Chordata, Mammalia, Rodentia, Sciuridae.
UCCGUGAACGUGGUGGUUGGCAUGGAAAACAAGAGGCUUGGAGAGGGGUGUGCUGCAGCACCAGCUAGGGGAGAGCCCACCUGCACAUGGGCCUCUUUGCGCAGGCGUAAUAGGUGUGUCCAGUUGCAUUGUGGGGGAAGGGGGUGGAGUUUCGUAGGGUUCUUUAUUACUUGGCCGCAGCGCGAGGGAGGCGGUUGGUGGUGUUUGAGGUUGGUGAGGGCGAAGCUGCUGUAGCCAUGGAGGCCCCAGGUGGCAGUGCAGGAGGUACUGGUGGUGCAGAGGGGCAUGAAGAUGGCCAGGGCGGCCAUAGAAUCCUUGCUGGCCAGGGUGGCCCUGAAAUCCAGGAUGUCCUGGGUGUGGCUGCUGGCGUUGGUGCUGAGCGUGCCAAUAUUGGAGGUAUUCCACACGUUGGGCUGGUACCUCUUGCCAGAGCCUUGCCUGUGGCCAGAAGGCAGGGUAGGCACCUGCAUGAAUUCACCCUCAGAGUACCUUUCCUGUGUCCCAUAGAAGCGGAGGUUGCUGAACGAUCCCUGGCUACUUAUGAAGAACACCUUGCCGUUCACAGAGAGUUCACAGUGGAUGGCAGCUUCCUGAUUGUUAGUUGGAUUGCUGAAGACCCUCGCAGCCUCCAGACUUCAUUCACCUCCUUUCUUGACCACCUUUCCCAGCUGUUGCGAACCAUGCAGCACUUUGGGCCACUGUUUCCUCCUGCAUCUCUGCUAGGAAAAGGGGGCUGAAUCCUCAUGUCCCAGGUCAGACAGUGUAUAUUUCCCUAGGACUUUGAUUUCUGGAUUGAUUGCCACUUUAUUCUUGAAGCCUAGUUUUUCUGCUUACACUUGUCACUUGCUUUGUUACGCAGUUGUUGGAGGGGGAACACAAGUAAAUGUUUAU